This is a messenger RNA of Copidosoma floridanum, 685 nucleotides long. Its product is annotated as fatty acid synthase-like. Gene Ontology annotation, molecular function: oxidoreductase activity; fatty acid synthase activity. Gene Ontology annotation, biological process: fatty acid biosynthetic process. Lineage: Eukaryota; Metazoa; Arthropoda; Insecta; Hymenoptera; Encyrtidae. The record is from RefSeq and is a predicted model, not a curated record.
GCUUGUUAAUUUCUUUUCUCCGACAAAAAAUUUGAAGGAAGGUGAAAAAAUUUUUACUAUCAAUCUUAAUGAAGAUCGAUCAAACUAUUUUCAAAGUAAUACUAUAAAUGGGAGAUUAAUAACUCCUCUUGCACUGUGUUUACAUUACGCGUGGGAGAUUCUUAAAACAAACAACUUUGAACAAGAAAUCGAUGUAGUUUUUGAAGAAGUGAAAGUUUUUAAAGCUACUAUAGACGUUCCUGAUGAUAAUGUUGUUAAUUUAACUGUCAUUGUCCCAAAAGGAACUCAAAAAUUUGAGAUCAUGGCUGCCAAGACACUUCUUGUUACUGGAAAAAUCAGAAUAACUAACGCACCAAAUGAAGAAAGAGUUAAAUUAUGCAAUUCAUAUAUCAAUGAAGCAAAAAGUUUUGUACUAAAUCAUGAAGAUUUCUACUUAGAAAUGGAAAUGCGUGGAUACAACUAUUCAGAUGCAUCAAAAAAUGUCUGUAAGUCAUCAGUUGAUGGAUCAAGAGCUUUAAUAAAAUGGAAUAAUAACUGGGUGACUUUUAUGGACACUGCUUUUCAGCUUUUUGUGUUUGGAAGUGAUCUCCGAGAUAUUUUAUUGCCAAUACUUAUUAGAAAAAUAGUCAUUGAUCUAAAGUUACACAAAUUAUCUACAGAAACUUUACAAGGUAAGAUUUUUUAG